GGAUCUUACCAUUGCGGCCAAUGCAAACCAGGAUAUACAGGAGACCAAGCCAGGGGAUGCCAGGCUGAAAGGAGCUGCAGAAAUCGAGCCCUCAAUCCGUGCAGUGUCCAUGCCCGUUGUAUUGAGGAGAGGAGAGGAGAGGUGACCUGUAUUUGUGGCAUUGGCUGGGCUGGUGACGGUUAUAUUUGCGGAAAAGAUGUUGACAUUGACGGCUACCCUAAUGAAGAACUCUCAUGCUCUGCUGAAAACUGCAGAAAGGACAAUUGCAGAUUUGUCCCAAACUCUGGACAAGAAGAUGCCGAUGGUGAUGGGAUUGGAGAUGCCUGUGACGACGAUGCAGAUGGAGAUGGCAUUCCCAAUGAGCAGGAUAACUGUGUCUUGGCUCCCAAUGUUAACCAGAGAAACAGUGACCAAGAUAUCUUUGGAGAUGCUUGUGACAACUGCCGCAAUGUCCUGAAUAAUGACCAGCGGGACACAGAUGGUGAUGGGAAAGGAGAUGCUUGUGAUGAUGACAUGGAUGGAGAUGGUAUUAAGAACCUUUUGGAUAAUUGUCAGAAGAUCCCCAACCAAGACCAGGAGGACAAGGAUAAUGAUGGUGUUGGUGAUGCUUGUGACAGCUGCCCCACAAUCAGCAACCCAAACCAGUCAGAUAUUGACAAUGACCUGGUUGGAGAUUCCUGCGAUACCAAUCAGGACAGUGAUGGCGAUGGGCACCAGGACAGCACAGACAACUGCCCCACCAUCAUUAACAGCUCCCAGCUGGACACGGAUAAGGAUGGGUUGGGUGACGAGUGUGACGAGGACGAUGAUAACGACGGAAUUCCCGACAUUCCUGACCUCUUGCCCCCAGGCCCUGACAACUGCAGGCUGGUCCCCAACCCAGGGCAGGAAGAUGAUAAUGGUGAUGGAGUUGGGGAUAUCUGCGAGUCUGAUUUUGACCAGGAUACAGUGAUUGAUCGGAUCGAUGUGUGCCCUGAGAACGCAGAGAUCACCUUGACAGACUUCAGGGCCUAUCAGACAGUGGUGCUGGACCCAGAGGGGGAUGCACAGAUUGACCCCAACUGGGUGGUUCUGAACCAGGGCAUGGAAAUUGUGCAGACUAUGAACAGCGAUCCUGGCCUUGCUGUUGGUUACACUGCUUUUAACGGCGUUGACUUUGAGGGCACUUUUCAUGUGAACACAGUGACAGAUGACGACUACGCUGGCUUUAUUUUUGGCUAUCAAGACAGCUCUAGCUUUUAUGUAGUAAUGUGGAAACAGACUGAACAGACAUACUGGCAAGCAACUCCCUUCAGAGCUGUUGCAGAGCCUGGCAUUCAGCUAAAGGCUGUGAAAUCUAAGACAGGCCCUGGCGAGCACCUCCGCAACUCCCUCUGGCACACGGGGGACACCAGUGACCAGGUCAGGCUGCUAUGGAAGGACCCCCGAAAUGUAGGGUGGAAAGACAAAGUCUCCUACCGCUGGUUCUUGCAGCACAGACCCCAGAUCGGUUACAUCAGGGCAAGAUUUUAUGAAGGCUCUGACCUAGUGGCAGACUCUGGCGUAACUAUAGACACCACAAUGCGUGGAGGACGGCUUGGAGUUUUCUGCUUCUCUCAGGAAAACAUUAUUUGGUCCAACCUGAAAUAUCGCUGCAAUGACACCAUCCCAGAGGACUUUCAAGAAUUUCAAGCUCAGCAAUUUGGUGUUGGGGAUAUUUAAGAAGGAAAAGCAAACUAACAUUGCUAUCGCAAACAAUAAAACAAUGUAUUUUAAAUCCUUAUAUGAUUGUUGUAAGAGUGCACACCGCAGCUUGUUCUCAUUGAUGUGACUAUGUCAGACUUUUUUUUGUAUAAAAGUGAAAAUAAAAAGGAGACAAAA
This is a messenger RNA of Pelecanus crispus (Dalmatian pelican), 1860 nucleotides long. The record is from RefSeq and is a predicted model, not a curated record. NCBI's taxonomy places the organism in Eukaryota, Metazoa, Chordata, Aves, Pelecaniformes, Pelecanidae.